Molecule: messenger RNA, 882 nt
Organism: Camellia sinensis
Lineage: Eukaryota; Viridiplantae; Streptophyta; Magnoliopsida; Ericales; Theaceae
Source: RefSeq, a predicted model, not a curated record
AUGGCUUCCACACGUACUUCUCCGCGUAACCAAUCGAAAAGCAAAGGCGUUGUCACUGACAAGUCAAGCAGUCCUGAAGAGACACAUAAUCAGUUAAGCCACAAGGCGGCAUGGGACAGUAACUCAAUCCGAGUUUUCCUGGAGUUGAUUGCAAAUGAGAUUACUAAAGGAAAUCGUCCAUUCCUAGUCCUCAACCAAGCAAGGUACAAGUCGUUGGCACCUGAGGAGUGGUGGGACAAGAUGGAAUCAAUCAACAAGGUGUGUGGCAAGUUCAGGAAAAAAACAUUGGAACACCAUGAGUUGAUGGAGACGGUCUUCAUGGGGGCAUCAGCUACUGGGAAACACCACUGGACCCCGGGCGAGAAACUCCCUGAAUCUGCUGAUGACUCAUCUGAUUUAGUGCAUAGUUUGGGACCCCUGCCAUUUGCUGAUCCGAUACCAAACACUGGAGUAGAGGACGUGGAUUCAGAUUCUUCACUGGAGCAUGUUCCGAUUGAAAAGGGGAAAAGGAGAAAGACGCCAUCAACAAGUGUUUCAAAGUCGAAGAAGGCAACAAGUGGUGCGUCAGUUAUUGCAGAAAGCAUGAACAAUCUGACAGAUGUGGUGCGUACGAAGAAUCAGCAGGUUACGGUGAGGCACCUCAUAGGCAACGAAUCGUUGUACACUAUUUCGGAGUGCAUGCAUAAACUGAGCAGUAUUCCAUCCCUGAUUGGUACGCCGUUAUUCCACUUCGCCUCCACACUUAUGGAUAAUGCCGAUUAUCGGGAGGUGAUAAUGUGCCAGCCUGAUGACGACCACAUCAUUGGAUGGCUUACACAGAAGCAGCUCCAGUGUACUGCGUCGGCGCCUUUUGUAAACCUGUUUGGGGGUCGCCGGAUGUGA